AAAACAUCCCCCCCCCCCGCAAUAUAUACGAGGACGCCUCGUUCAUAUUUGCGGGGGACGUUUUGGUCGAUCGACCACACGACCCGUUUGGUGUCGAGAGCGAAAGCAAUCGCUACGAUGUGACUGGACCGUGGCGUUCUUUACUCCGCAUCAUCCUUGUCACCGACGUCGACAUCACCUCGGUUGUGGUUCCGUGUAACUUGAACUCAAGAGUCAGAGUCCGGACAUCUGAUCUCACGUAAAGGAUACGAGAAACAAUUUUCCUCUAUCCUUCUUACCCUUUCGUAGACCAGACACUCUCAAGUCUCUGGACUACCUGUUGACGGACUUCCCUCCUCAAGUCUCUUAGAAUACUACUCCGCGACCGACAUCUCAUUAUGGCAAGUAAUACAUCGACCGGCGAACCAACGCUGGCGGUUAACGCGAGACCUACCGUCGACUACGAAGUCAUCAUCAUCGGCGCUGGGUUUGGUGGAGUUCGUAUGAUCUACGACCUCCAGAAACGAGGCAUCACAGCCAGAGUGUUUGAAGCGGGUUCAAACGUCGGUGGAACUUGGUAUUGGAAUCGUUAUCCUGGUGCUAGGACUGAUAGUGAAAGUUGGGUCUACAUCCUCACGUUCCUCGAAGAACUCGGUGUCGAAUGGAGAUGGAAAGAAAGAUUCCCAACACAACCAGAAGUGGAAAAAUAUGUCAACCACCUCGUCGACCAACUCGACCUUCGAAGGCACAUGACGUUCAACACUCGAAUCAAAUCGGCCCACCGUGACGAGACCCAGAACGUCUGGAGAUUGACCACCUCGGACGGUUCGACCUACACUUGUUCGUUUUUGGUCACCGCCACAGGCCCACUGGCGACCCCCCUUGAGCCUCCUUUCCCGGGUCUCGACUCGUUCAACGGAGAGUGGUACCUGACCGGACGGUGGCCCAAACAUAAAAAGGUCGACUUCGCCGGGAAGAGAGUCGCGGUCGUGGGGACUGGUGCCACCGCUGUCCAAGUCAUCCCGAUAGUCGCCCACACGGCAAAGAGCCUGACCGUGUUCCAAAGGACUCCCAAUUUCGUCCUUCCGGCCAGAAACCACCCUCUGACCGACGACCAGGUGGCCGAGCUCCGGCGGGACUGCGAGACCGUCUUCGAAAGAGCCAGAACUUCCUCCUUCGGCAUGGACAUCCCUGACUCUUCCCUCCGCCUCACGGACAUGACGACCCAAGAGGAAGCUCUCCGGGUUCUCGAGUACGGUUGGGAAAUCGGAGGGUUCCGGUUCAUCUUUCAGACUUUCGCCGACAUGUUGACUAAUCAAGAGUGUAACGACUUGGCCGGUGAGUUUGUGCGGAACAAAAUCAGGUCCGUCGUCAGAGACAAAGACACGGCCGAACUUUUGUGUCCUUAUUACCCCAUACUCUCCAAGAGGCCACCGUUGGGACAUUACUAUUACGAGACUUUUAACCGUGACAACGUCAAGUUGGUGGAUGUCAAGGACGAUCCAAUUGCCGAAAUCACUCCUACCGGUAUCAAGAUUUCUUCCGGGUCACGAUACGAAUUCGACAUGAUCAUCUUCGCCGUAGGAUUCGACGCCGUCACCGGCACGUUGGCUCAGAUCGACCUCCGUGGAAGUCAAGGGCAGGACUUGGGGACCCAACUCAACGAACAAAUGGCCACGGCGUACGGCAUCACGGUGGAGAAUUUUCCAAAUUUAUUCAUGAUCUCCGGCCCUCAAGCCCCAUUUGCCAACCUGCCGGUGGUGAUUGACAACACGGCGGACUGGAUAGGUAGGACCAUAUCACACAUGCGCCAACGCGGGUUCACCAAGAUAUCCACAAAGUCCCAAACGGGUCGGGAGUGGAAGGACAAGGUCAACGCUUCUUUCAACGCCACCGUCUUACCUCCCGGGGCGAAAAAGACAAAAUCAUGGUACAUCGGGGCAAACGUCCAGGGGAAACGUGUCGAACCUUUGUUCUGGUUCGGUGGGGUGGCUCCUUACUUCGCAGAGUGUGAGAGGGAACUCGCGGAGGGAUUUCCCGGGUUCGUGCUUUCGGGGGAUGAUGGUAAACAACAAGAGAAUGAUGCUGCUGGCAGAGGAAAUGCAAGAGAGUCGAGGUUGUGAGGAAUAAUACAAGCAAACGAAGAUAAGUCGAGGUUGCUCAAAUUACAUGGUCUGGGUCAUUUUACAUUAAUAUGUGUUUCUUUUUC
Messenger RNA from Exophiala oligosperma, 2188 nucleotides. RefSeq lists its product as uncharacterized. The record is from RefSeq and is a predicted model, not a curated record. The coding region runs from base 378 to 2102 and encodes 574 amino acids. The transcript has 2 exons. NCBI's taxonomy places the organism in Eukaryota, Fungi, Ascomycota, Eurotiomycetes, Chaetothyriales, Herpotrichiellaceae. Gene Ontology annotation, molecular function: oxidoreductase activity.